Messenger RNA from Callorhinchus milii (elephant shark), 4499 nucleotides. RefSeq names its product Ras association domain family member 3 (gene rassf3). Gene Ontology annotation, biological process: signal transduction. Bases 431 to 1204 code for a protein of 257 amino acids. The record is from RefSeq and is a predicted model, not a curated record. NCBI's taxonomy places the organism in Eukaryota, Metazoa, Chordata, Chondrichthyes, Chimaeriformes, Callorhinchidae. The transcript has 5 exons. Gene Ontology annotation, cellular component: cytoplasm.
AGGUUUCAGAUCUCUGCAGUCAGUUUAUUUUUUUUGGCAGACUGGGGUUCUGCGUGCGGGCUAUUUACAGCCAAGGCACAAAGUGCAUCGCAGGCAGGGAGGGGGAGUGGGAGAGUUGAGUGGGGGGUGGUGGUGGUGAGAAGGCACUUCAUGUACAAUGUUACCGUUUAUGCCAAAGGACAAGCAAACACUGGCAGCUCUGGAUCAAGCAACUGAACCGAAGCGGGUUGAGAGCACGUCUGGUUGCGGCUCCUUCUCAGGGGAUACCGCAUGAGUGACUGCUUCAGCCGCUGUUGUACUGUACACCACCUGGCACGCUUUCGCGGUCUUAGCACAUUUAAGUUGACUCUGUUGCUUUACGUGGGGGUGCUGGCUGGAGUGAGUAAGUGAGCGAGCGAGCGAGCGAGUGAGGGAGGGAGGCCUUUUGCAGAUGACGUGGAACAGCACUAUGAGCAGUGGCUACAGCAGUUUAGAAGAGGACUCCGAGGAGAUCUUUUUCACUGCCAGAACCUCCUUUUUCAAGAAUCCUCAAGCCAAGCCCAAAGCUGACCGAGAUGUUGAGAAAUCAAGAGAGCCACCGAAAGUUCUUACAAAAGAAGAGAUCAAACAAAAAAUCCACUUGUAUAACACAGCAGUGGCAGACAGGUUAAAAAUGACUUUGAGUUUAAGUAGUGACACAUACACCGGCUUUAUCAAGGUUCAGAUGGACUUACGCAGGCCUAUCACUGUACGGCCCAUGGCAAAUCAGGGGACAAAUGUGCAUAAUAAUAACAAUAAUGAAACUGCCUUCUACAUGCCCAAGGGUAUUGUCAACAUCCUGCACAUCAGCAGCAGCAAUACUGCGAAGGAGGUCAUUGUGGCCUUGCUGAGGAAGUUCUUGGUUGCUGAUAACCCUGCAAAGUUUGCACUGUUCAAGCAGUUCAAGAAAGACGAGCAAGUCCAAGCAAGCAAAUUGCUGGAUUCUGAACAUCCCCUUUACCUGUGUCUGCUGGCAGGUCCCAGUGCAGAAGGUCUAAAUUUUAUUCUGCGUGAGCAUGAGACUGGAGAAGUGUUGUGGGAAGCCUUUAGUCUCCCAGAACUGAAAAAUUUCCUGCGUAUCUUGGACAAAGAGGAAAAGGAACACUUUCGGGUUAUAUGCAAACGAUAUGCAGCCUACAGAGAGAGGCUUCAAGAGGCAUUGAGAGAAGCAGGAAAACCUGGUUAAUCUGGGCAAGAAAAGCAGUGAGGGACUGCUUCUUACAGGGACUAUGUGCAAGUACAAGCCAUGGGAGUUGCUUUCAGUCUAAGACUUCUUUCUGUUUUAGUGCCAGGGUACUGUAUCUAUAUGUUUGUAUGUAUGUGUGUGCGUGUGUAUGUGUCUAUAGAACAUUGAAUCUAUUCACAAAAAACAAGCCUUUUCCGAAUCACUUAAAUAGCUUGCACAAACAAAUUAAUGUUUACUGGACAAUAUAAAUUUAUUUAUAAGUCGGUUGAUCCUGUGUUAGUGAUCAUACUGCUUUGUUUGGCAACCACAAGGAGUACUGUAUUAGUAAUGAGGUGACCUCGUUGCAAAGCCUUUGUGAUGCUGAGUAAAAGCAUUCUGUCUCAAUCUGGAGUGUCCACACUCAAAGAAAUACUUCAAAUACAGUCUGUGGGAUUUGAACUCGUAUUCCUGGUUAGGGUGACACCAAAUACACAGGGUGACUUUACAAACUGGGUUAACCUGUAACAUUUUGUCUUGCAGAAUGCCCAUCGAUUUGAGGCGAUGCAAGAAAUCUAUAUGAGCAACAUAUGUUUUUGCAAUGCUCUGUCUGUUUUAAGGUAGCAGCAAGUUAUAAUUGUAGUUUUACAUGCAAGUCCUAAUUGUUGUAAAGAGAAGAACAACAUUUUAAUGAAGUCUGUGGUUUAGAAAGGUGACUGAAUUGUGCAGACGUGGAAGAAUGGUAACAAUAAGGAAUGCAGCUGUUGAGGGAUGAGUUUAAACGGUAUGUGUGAAAGAAGGUUGAAGGCAAGUAGUGAUGGUGAGAGAUUAUGAAGAAAUUUAUGAUGAGAUAUGACUUUAUUGUAUGAGGAUUGAGCAGAAGAAGGUAAUGAUUUGUUGCUCUACUUGAAGAAUUUCUUCAAGAUGGCAAAGUACAGAUGGAUAAUCCAUUGCACACUGAACAAAGAAAAUAGAAUUUAUUUUCAUAGAUGUGCAUGAUUGCAGCAUAAUGAAGGAACCUAACUUAGGUUACAAGAAAAUAAAUGCCUAUUGUUCAAUAGAGCAGGUUAUCAAUAAUUUAAAAUGCCCUGCUAUAAAUAGUUAGGAUAACAAUGACAGUGCCCCACGAUUUAUAAGCCUGUUUGUUUUGUCUGGCAUCGUGGAGGCGCUUUGUUUAAAUGUACCACUUGGAACAGCCAUGCACACACACAGACAUACUUGUGUAUACCUUGCUGUACGGAUCAGCCGAUCACAUUGUUGUGCACGUAGAUCAAUGACAAGGAUCUUAGUAAUACUGUAAACAGGAGGCAUCAAUGCCAAUUUGACCACUUGGGCGUGUUUCCUACUUCUGAAACAUCUCGCUGUGUAAAGCGAUCCUUCCAGAAUGCUUCCAAACCCCACAGAUGCAGUGUCUCUACUUACAGAAUUGCAGAGGAAUCAUACGAAUGGAAGUCAGACCAGGCAUAAUUAAUUGCCGAGCACAGAUUACGGCCAGGUUUAGAAAUGUCAUUUUAAAUGACAGUAAGGUGGGAAUGACCAAAUUUAAGCAUAGUAGUAAUCACAAUAAAAGUGCCAUUUUUUUUGAAUUUCAAGAUGUAUAUAAAAAUAUUGGUGCUGGUCCAUUGAGAACUGAGGUGAUGAAUGAAUGCACAGUGCAAGGAGCUUCUUUGAAACUUAGUCCCUUGCUACUGUGCGAGUCAGUAACACCAGACAUUGUCCUUCUUUAUACUGCUCUGUGACCUUGUGCCUCGGCACUUUGUAAAGGAUUGCUUUCAGUAGGAGAAACUUCAUAUCAGCGAUGCACAGGGAAAAGUAAAUGUGCUGUGCAUGAGAAAUGAGAAACCCAAGAAUCCUAGGUGUUGUAGUUAGUGUGGUAAAGAAGGCACUUUAGAGCUGAACAAAGCACCGGCUCUUAGGUUCAGAGUCUGUGCAUUAUCUUAAUUUAAGUCGUCUACAUGGAGUUAAAAAUGUGAGGUUAAUAGGUUAGUAGUUUGCACCCCUUGCCUUCGUGGAUUAUAUUCAGAAUGUUGGAAACAAAGAAGGAGGUAUCAGUAAACUGCAUGCUUUAUCAGGUGUAAUACUAACACCCUACACUGUGAGAAUUCUACUACUGGUCCAAUAUAAAUUGGCUUUUAACUUUCAAAUGACAGAUACGAAGCACAAAGGAACACUCCUGCCUAGAGUGCGCUCUGUGAAGGGAGCUGUAUUAAAAAAAAAGCAAGUUGUGUAGUAACUAAGGUAGUGCGUUAACUGUGAGCGGCACAGAGUGAUAAGCGAGUAGCUACUUUUGCUCGAGCAUUGUAGUUUUAAAUCAACAAUUGUAGAUUUUUAAUAUUUUUCACAAUGUGGCUAAUUCUAUUGAAUGGCACACAGUAGUUUGCGCAGGAGACACUUUAGCUAUCGACCAAAGAGAAUGCAAACGUACAAACCAAGAUUGUGUGGCACAGAAUUGAUGACAGAUAAAUUUUCCUGGACCGAAACGUUAAUGCUGGGCGCUCAUUUACUAAAAACAAAAAAAGAACAAAUUUUAAACUGUACGCAGCUGCAGUGCACAACCAAAAAUGUACCGUGCUUUAAUUGGUUCUGGAAGGGGUUUAACUUGUGAUGUGGUUUAAAUCCGACUCCGGUGUUAGAAAUGGCUAACAGAUGCAGUGGUUUUCAAUUCCCGACACUGCCUGGAACCAGUAUCCCUCAAAGUUUACCUGAUGUGUGCCUUAAGUAUUCCGCAUCUGUUAGCCAUGCUCAGCUGGGAAGAAAGGGAGACGCUAAAUGAACAGUGUAAAUUGGUUCCACGUUUCCAUGGGAAGCACAUAUAUUGCAAAUAAGUGUGUGGGUCCUGUAUACUCAACAAGUUCCAACAUCAGAAUGUGAAAUAUUCAUCAAAUAAUGUUUAUGGACCAAAAUAAUUUUCUAAGUGUUCAUCUACUGUUAAAACCAGUAAAUAUAUUAAUGUGCUACUACUGUAUUUAUCUUUUGGACCAUUUCCAACUACUAUUUUUUGCUCCAAAAUGAAGUAUGUGAUUGGGAAUGUAAGAGUAACCACUUUUUAUUAUGAUUUGGUAACAUAAUUAGAAACGUAAAAAAAAAAGCCUUCCCCAAAAAGCGCGGACAUUUUAUUUUAAAAUCAUAUGGAGAUAUUGUGGAGCAGCUCGCUGCCUUCCUGACGUUUUAAAAGCCACAAACGACAGUGUUGGUGUGGAGCUUUGCUUGCGAAUGCUUGACUUUAGAUAUUGACUUUAGACUGUUGCUGUACAAGUUGUCUCAGGGCAUUGUACCUUUAGAGAUAUAAUGCCACAAUUGUGGUUGUAUUUGGUGGGGG